Molecule: messenger RNA, 1936 nt
Organism: Oppia nitens
Lineage: Eukaryota; Metazoa; Arthropoda; Arachnida; Sarcoptiformes; Oppiidae
Gene: rump
Product: myelin expression factor 2-like
Exons: 1
Coding region: 198-1904 (568 amino acids)
Cellular component (GO): nucleus; cytoplasm
Molecular function (GO): mRNA binding
Source: RefSeq, a predicted model, not a curated record
AUAUAUGUAUUGAUACGUACAGUGUGUUGCAUAUGAUAUGUUUAAUCAUAAGCCACACCUCAAUGCCAGCCAUUGUGUGAUUCAUUGAUUGAGUGAUUGUUUGUGUGAUUUGUAUGAAAACUACAAUCAAUUGGUCAUCAAUUGGUCGCAAAUUAUUACUUGUUUUUGUCAACAUUUGAUCCAAUUAUUCAAUCGAUAUGAUGGAUGAUAUUAAAGAUCGCAAUUCAAAUGGUUUGGGUAAUGAUAAGGAUAGAGACCGAGAUCGCGGUCGUGACCGGCGGUCGAGUCCAAGUCGUCGUCGGAGAUCUCGAUCUCCAGUUAGCCGGCGCUCUGACGAUCGAUCCGGUGGUCAUUCAGGUCGUGAUAGUCGUGCAUCUCGUCGGGUAUAUGUGGCCAACGUUCCGUUUGACGUGAAAUGGUCUGACCUGAAAGACUUGUUCCGCGAUAAGAUUGGAAACGUAACGUAUUGUCAGCUGUUUGAAAAUGAGGACAAUAAGAGUCGAGGCUGUGGUUUAGUUGAAUUUGCAGACUCGACUGCGGCCCGAAAAGCCAUCGAUGUUUUGCACAGAUAUGAGUAUAGGGGACGAGAACUUGUUGUCAAAGAAGAUCUGGAUUGUGAACGAGACCGUUGCGGUCGACUUAUUCUUCCAUCUCGUAGAGGAGACAGAGAUCGAGGAGACCGUGAAAGGGAGUACCGUUCAGACGCCUAUGACUCCAGUGUUGGCAAUAGUCAGUCGUACAACACUUACGGAUUGAGUCCACAAUUUCUUGAAUCGCUCGGCGUUAAGGGUCCGCUCAAUAAUCGUAUAUUUGUGGCAAAUCUUGACUACAAAGUGGGCGAACAUAAGUUGGAAGAGAUCUUUAAAUUGGCCGGAAAAGUGACUAACGUUAAGCUUUAUACUGACGCCACCGGCAAUAGCAAAGGUCACGGAACUGUUGAGUUUGAACAUCCAGUAGAAGCAGUUCAGGCCAUCUCUAUGUUUCACAAUCAGAAGCUGUUUGGUCGGGCAUUAAGUGUACGAAUGGAUAAAUACGAUAACGACGAACCACCUCAUGAGGCAAUACCAUCUAAAUUGCCUCCAGGUCUCGAUGGUGUCGGUAAAGGUCUUGGUAUUGGUGGUCAACCGUUGAAUAUCCAGAAAAGUAUGUUAAGUACGUCUUCGAAUCAGCCGAUAAAUGCCAUUCAGAGUCAACCGCCUCCCGUUCCCGCACCGAAUGCUGCAUUAAGUGCUUUAACUAAUUUAGCACAAUUGCCAUCAUUUGCACAAUCGUUGUCUCAGUUGAACCAAACACCUACAGUUGGUACAGUAGGUACCAAUCAAGUGGCUAAUAAUGGUCUCAACAUUCCUGGUUUUGUUAGUACAGUUGAUCGUUCGCUGUCCAGUUUAGGUCCGAAUGCCGGUUCCUCUCUAAACAAUUUGAACCAAAAUGUGAAUCCCGGUCUCAAUUCAAAUUUGAAUUCAUUUGCCAACACAGCACAGAAUGUAUUGGCCUCCCUGUCCAAUGUUAGCUCUCAACCACUUUCUGGUAUUAAUCCAUUACAGAUGUCUAACUCUCAUAAUCCCCAUAAUCCACACAAUCCUCACACACAACAUACAGGUCUUAAUGCAAAUAAUGGCAAUUUAAGUGUUUAUAGCACUUAUGAGAGAGAGUUUAGAGAUGAUAGAGUUCGGCCACAGACUACUAUUUCGGACACAAUAAUUGUCCGCAAUUUGCCGCCGACUUUCAGUUGGCAAAACUUGAGGGACAGAUUCAAUGAGAUCGGAGAGGUUAGGUUCGCUGAAAUGAAAAGUCACGGUCAGGCUAUUGUCCGAUUCAGGUCAGAUCGGGACUCACAACGAGCCGUUGAUCUCAUGAAUGGCAUCCGCAUUGAUAACCGACCGAUUGAAGUCAAUAUAUAUUAGAUAUUGAAAUCAAUAUACAAUACAUUACAGAA